This is a messenger RNA of Linderina pennispora, 507 nucleotides long. RefSeq lists its product as uncharacterized. The transcript is spliced from 2 exons. Bases 65 to 478 code for a protein of 137 amino acids. Lineage: Eukaryota; Fungi; Kickxellomycota; Kickxellomycetes; Kickxellales; Kickxellaceae. The record is from RefSeq and is a predicted model, not a curated record.
CGGCUGUGGCAAUUCGUAUCUGCCGUUUGAUAUGUACAAUGACGGGUACCGGUCGCUCGAUAACAUGGAUUUCAGUACUACAGUUAUUAGCAAAAUGCAAGCCAAAACCGUGCAAAUCUACGGAAUAGAGUCGCCAGCAGUCGCAGCGAUUCGGUGGUCAGUUCAGGACGCAUUAAACAUGGAAAAUGUCAGGGAGGGCUCGUGGGACGCGGUCAUUGACAAGAGCACAUCAGACUGUAUUGCGUGCAUGGAUGCAGAUGGGAAGUUGUUAGAAAGGCUCUCAAAGCAGGUACAUAGAGUCUACUCGUCAAUGCGUAACGAGGAUAUUGGUGUAAAGGGAAAUAAUGGCCAGGCGCUCUGGGAUAUCAAGAGAGUCGAGAUUGAGACGGAGUCCCUUACAGAAACUGUGGAUGGGUCGGGUGUUGUUGCUGCAGCACCAACGAUAUACCAUUAUGUAUACAUUUGUACUAAGCGGUAGAAGUUUGCUAGAUGGGAAUCAUGGCCAAU